This is a messenger RNA of Bombina bombina (fire-bellied toad), 930 nucleotides long. Its product is annotated as taste receptor type 2 member 1-like. The coding region runs from base 1 to 930 and encodes 309 amino acids. Gene Ontology annotation, biological process: detection of chemical stimulus involved in sensory perception of bitter taste; G protein-coupled receptor signaling pathway; sensory perception of taste. The record is from RefSeq and is a predicted model, not a curated record. Gene Ontology annotation, cellular component: membrane. Lineage: Eukaryota; Metazoa; Chordata; Amphibia; Anura; Bombinatoridae. Gene Ontology annotation, molecular function: G protein-coupled receptor activity; bitter taste receptor activity. The transcript has a single exon.
AUGGCUGACCACCUUGACGAUUUAAAAAAUGACCUCCCUAUGUUUUUUGUUAUUUAUGCAGCAGAGAUUGUUGCUGGAAUAUUUCUCGGUGCCUUUAUUGUGGGUGUGAAUUUAUUUGAGUGGUGCAGAGGGAAAGCACUGAGCUCAUGUGAUCAGAUUCUUCUUGCACUGGGUAUUUCUAAUAUUUUGUACCCCUGCAUCACUGGGUUAAUGCUUUUUAUCAUCUUAUUGCAAAUUACAAUUCCACCACUGAUGAGUCAAAUUACCUAUGGAUUUUGUUUCUUUACUGCCGUAUCCUGUUCAUGGCUCACAGCUGUGCUCUGCUUGUUCUACUGUCUGAAGAUUGUACAUUUUAAACUUGAUUUAAUUGCUCAGUUAAAGAUGAAGAUUGACCCUAUAGUGCCCUGGCUGAUAGUCACUGUAGAGCUGGUGUCUGUCCUGUGCAGUAUCCCUGGAGCUAUGAGUGUUAUUAACUUUCAAUGCACCAAUAAAUCGUCUUCCCCACUUGCAAACUGCUCCUUAAAUGAAACCGUGAUUACAUUUAAUUUUCCUAUCAUAUUAAUGACUGUGGUUCCGAACGUUUUCCUUCCUCUGCUGACUGUGAUCUGCACCACAGUUUGCAUCAUUUGGUCCCUUAGGAAGCACACACGGAGCAUGAGGAAGAACAUGGGAGAAGGUGACAGUCUGAGGGUCCACAAAACCGCAGUAAGGACAAUGCUGUCCCUUCUCCUCCUCUACAUUGUCUUCUAUAUGGCAGAAUGUUGUAUGAUGUCUAUCUUUAGCUCACCAUUAAGUCUUAUUUACUUUGUAAUGUUUAUACUGGUGCUGUUAUUUUCUCCUGUACAAUCUGUGGUUCUUAUUAUUGGAAACAACAAACUUUUCCAGAACUUGAAGAAGUUAUUGCUACUUAUAACGUGUAAGAUACAAUAG